This is a messenger RNA of Sorghum bicolor (sorghum), 1651 nucleotides long. RefSeq lists its product as uncharacterized. Bases 521 to 1327 code for a protein of 268 amino acids. NCBI's taxonomy places the organism in Eukaryota, Viridiplantae, Streptophyta, Magnoliopsida, Poales, Poaceae. The transcript is spliced from 4 exons. The record is from RefSeq and is a predicted model, not a curated record.
CACCUCCCCCGCCAUCUCCCUCUCUGCCGGCACCUCCUCCUCCUCCGACGACGACGCCACCAUCUCCCUCUCUGCCGGCACCUUCGAGGCCGACGCCACCUCAGCGAUACCAGCCGCCACCGCCAAGCUUCUUGCCACGAUCAAAGCCGUUGAGAAAAGUGUUAACUUCAAAAGGGAUACUGCUGCGGCCUAUAUUGAAGAGAAUAACUUUGAGGGCCUCGAGACAUAUGUUGUUGGCUUCUUGACCUCUGUUCAAGGAACAGAACAGCAUCAUCAUCCAGGAAUCUUAUGUGCUCUUUACCGGGCCCAAAUUUCCUAUUUGGUCAGAGAGGGUAGGAUUAGAGAUGCUGAAGCAGUCUUCAAUGAGAAAGUAAAGCCUUUACUUGAUAACGAGGACCAUCUGUACAAACCAAAGAAUCUGAAAGUCCAAGUUGGGAACGCUGAGAAAAGAGUGGAACUCGACGUUGAUAUACUAUCUCUCCUGUUGGAUUACUUUGGCCUAUAUUUCCCAUCAACGCUGAUGCCACAUAUUGAAAGAAAGGCUUCUGUCUUUGACUUUGUGGGUAAGAGGGACGUUGGUGGAGUGGAAGAAACCCACUGCUUGGCUUGCCGAUGGGUACUGCCACAAGGCAUGAGUGCAGGAAAGCUCAUCAAGCACUACACUGAUGACGCUAAAGUGAAACAUUGCUUUCAUGUUACUGAAUGGAUGCUUUCAUAUCUUGAUACCAUCAAAACAGAGGAAGGAGCUGGGUUGGUGAGGAAUCCAUUUGGCAAGUCAGUACCUGAGGCCACAGUGAAAGCACCUGAGAAAAGGAAACGGAAACCUGAACUUCAAUUGUCUGCAGGCAACUUGAUCAUGAAUGAGCUGCUCCUGGACGGCUUUCUUGAUCUGCAUUCUGUGAUUUGCAAGUUUCCAUUUUAUCUCUUGAAAGAACAAGAAGAGAGUGCUAAGGAUGCUGCCUCCAAAGCGAGGAAGGCGCUGUCGGAUAUGCAAAGUGCGACCAAUGAUAUCUUGUGCUUGGCCUUCAGAUCUGUUAAUUUUUAUGAACCUCUGGAUCCAACCGUGUUUCUCUCUAAGUUCACUGUCCUGGCAACCUCUGGUCCCAAACUUCUUCUGCUGAUGUUCAGCCUGCAACAUUCUAAGACUAAGAGUAUGGUCCAAUCACUAUGUCAUAAGUUAACGGAUGUGGAGAAGAUGAUAGUGAUGGCAAAAGUUACUGGCCUGAAGAGGGGCAAUGUUGUUGUGAGUGCUGAGGGAUCGAGUACCCAUGCUGAUACUAGCACUGGCUCUUCUGCAACACCACCAUCAAUGACUUCCAUAUCUUAGUUCCUGCUGGUUAACUAGGGGUACCAUCUUAGUUCCUGCUGGUUAUCUAGGGGUAAUGUAAGAUGGGAAGUUCCUGCUGGUUAUAUAGGGGUAAUGUAAAAUAGGCUUUGAUUAUAUGCUUGAAGGAAAGAGUGGUUAUCUAGGGGUAAUGUAAGAUAGGAAGUUCGGGGGAAUGUAAAAUAGGCUUUGAUUAUAUGGAGCGUUUCUGAUUGUGGAGGUCACCGCUCAGACAUGGCUGUUGCUGUUUAGCAGCAACUUCUUAUGCUGUUGCUGUUUAGCACAAUGUUAAUCUUAUGCUGCAAACUAUCUUUUUUUUCGCGAACA